UGUAUAUAAAUACAUGUGUUUGAACUGACUGACUUUAUUUAUAGCUUAUUGGUAUGUCGACUUUGCUUACCAGAGUGACGUUGUCAUGACCGGAACGUACAGUUAAACAACUAAAAGAAAACAUGGCGUGUGCAACGGGUUUUCUCGAACAUUUCAGUUAACACAAUCAUACAUAUGUACCUCGAAAUGUUUGGGGUAGCUAAGAUGACUCCGAAUUGAAGGCGAUCGAAUUUUAAUCAGCGUUUGAGGAAUCAGAACCAGAUAUCAAUUCAACAUGGAUGACAUCCCAGAUAGUAUGCGCCAUAGACCUCGCCGGCAGUCAAGUGUCGUUACAUCUGUUCGGGAGGUCUCGGAAGAUGGCGAUUAUGCAAGUCUUAGAGAGGCAAGGAAGGCUAAAGGAAAGAUAAAAUUAUCACCAGUUGCUGAACACAGUUUGAACGACGACAGUGGUAUUGUAAGUGAAGAGGCGUUCGAGGUCAGUGCAUCAAAACCAUCACAGCGCCCAUUUUCACCACCGGCUGAUGAGCGUUAUGAGAAGGUCCGAGUUCAGCUUUUCGACGUAGUGGAGAAGGGAACGCCAUCAGAUGUGCAAAACAUGAUGGCAAAGGCUGAGGGUUAUGUUCCUUUGCACCACGCUGCUAUGUUAGAUCAUUCAAAUAAUCAGACUAUUUUACAUUAUGCCUUGCAACUUGGCAGGAUAGAAAUAGUUGAAACAGUUAUCGACAAUGGCAGCAAAGAGUUACUACGACAACUUUUCACGUUACCGAAAACAACUCGCUCAGCGCUACAUCAAAUUACAGAGCGAAACAAUUUGGAUUUAGCAACAAAGUUUAUGGACAAAUUUCCGACCCAAGCCGAAAAAAUUGAAGUGAUAAAACCAGAAACCAUGGUUGAAAUAGCUGGGCAAAGACCAAGAACGUUUUCAGCGUAUCAUCUAGCUGCUUUCAAAGGCUUCACAGAUUUGGUAAAACUCUUCUUGGAUUCCGGAAUAGAUGUUAACUCUCUAAACGUGAAGAAAGACAGCGCCCUGCUUUGGGCUGCCAGAUGGGGCCACAAUGAAACAGUUAAAUUUCUCUUAGAAAGAAAAGCUGAUGUGAGUUUGGAAAACGAUAAAAAAUCGACGGCGUUGUAUUGGUCUGUGCGAUACCAAUUGAUCGAUACUGUUGUGAUAUUGUUAGAAAAAGGCAAGGCCAAUCCAAACCAGACAAGGCUUCUGGGACUUGUAGCUCCAAUAGUUAUGGCUUCGGCGUUAGGGAACAACGAUAUCGUCAAAGUGUUACUUGACAAUGGAGCAGAUGUCAAUAUGACAAUCCGAGGAGGAGAAACUCCACUUCAUCACGCUGCCAAAGAGGGACAUCUAGACGUAGUCCAGACUCUUCUGGACAAACAAGCAGACCUUAAUGCACAAGAUGAAAAGGGUGAACGAUCUUUGACACUUGCAGCACAAAAUGGACACGCAGACGUUGUGAAAUAUCUUCUUAAGUGUGGGGCAGACAUGUACCACAAGAACCACUUUGGGUUUGAUUCUUGGUACUAUGCGAUGGCACAACACAAUGAAAUUGUUCUGCGGGUGUUGACUGAACACUACACAAAUCUACGAUCCAACACUAUAAAAGUGAAAUCCCCAUUGUGUAUCGCAGCAAGUCUUGGAAAUUGUCCGAUGAUCAAAAUCCUUCUGAAGAUGAGAGUUGAUCCUGAAGAAACAGAUGAAAACGGAAAUACAUUUAUUCACCAUGCUGCAAUAAACAACCAGGAUAAUGUGAUAAAACAUUUCCACAAAAAGGUCAGCAUUGAUGCGCAAAACAACUGUAAGGAAACAGCUAUGCAUAUUGCAUGCAGAAGAGGAAGUCAUGACGUUGUCUUAGAGCUGAUGGACAAAAAGGCUAAAUCCAAUAUUGGCAAUUUGAAAGGAGAAAACGCCCUCCACGUGUUGGCUUCGUCGAAAAAAACAUCCCCAGGGAUUGCACGAGCUCUUGUGGAACAUACUAUUAAAUCGCAUGACUGGGAAAGUGUAAAUGCUACGGAUAACGAGGGAAACAAUGCUCUUCAUAUUGCCGGAUUAUAUGCAGAACCUGAUGUUCUUUGGGAAUUUCGAUUCGUCAGAUUCAAGGACGUCGACACAGAGGGAAAUACACCUCUUCACGAGGCAGUGAUUUCUGGGAACCAAGAGGUUUUAGAAACUUCUCUAGACAUCUACGAGAAUAUGCAGAGAGAUGCUGACAUCAAUACACUGAACAAGAGAUCUGAAAGUGUGUUGCAUUUGGCUGCAUCUGCAGGUUUUUCCGACAGUGUAACAAGAUUGAUCUUUUAUGGUGCAGAUCUUACUUGUGCUGACAAGGACGGAAACACUGUUCUUCACAGACUUGUCAGGGAUAUGGCGGAGAAAAAAAGUGAUCUGAAGGCCAAUGCACGUGUAAUGGAAACGAUUCUCAACGAUUCUGUUCGAUGGUGGUGCAACCAUCAUGGAUUAAUCUAUCCGGGAGAGAACGAAUCCCUUUUCAAACAAUUACAAAGGAAAGCACUCCUGUCUUUGGUCAAUGAUUACCCUAACAAGCAUAAUCUUUCUGUGCUAGCGUACGCUUACAAAGUUGGAUCACACCUGUUUUUGAAUCGAAUCCUCACCAUGCCAGACGUGAUGAUGUUUCAGAAGGAAGAUGACAUUUACUUUGACAUCACCCAUCUCACACCAACAACCAACCACAACCUCGCAAGAUGUUGCAGUUGUUUGUCGGCUAGAGUCCAGCAUUCGAAUUCUCACAUCGAUCUCCUGAUGACGCUUGAUGCGAAAGGACGUGCUUCGCAUGUGCUUGACAUUCCUCCAGUUCGACAAAUCGAAAGAAUGUACACUGCAAUUUGUGCAUGGGCUUAUGGGUUUUUCAUGAUCAUGCACAUUCUUUACAUGAGUGUAUUUUCGUACGUAGGCAUAGAAAUCGCUUCUAAAUUCCGAGACCUUGCCAAUGGUACCCCACUGUCAGACUCGGAUCCCCUGAUGAUAGUUGCAUACAUCGUUGUUCCUAUAGAACCCGCCAUCGGUCUUCUAUAUGGCAUGGUGGACCUUUGUAGAAAUCUAUGUCGACGGGAGCUACCUACGUUACGGAACUUUAUGACUUUUCUUUUUGUGAUUAUGUUUGCAAGUUUGGUGUUUUCCUGGCUGAUAAUGAUUGCUGUUCGCAGCACAGAUCACGACUAUGUCUUGUCCAUUUGCUUGUGUUUAGGAUGGAUGCUGUCUAUUUCAUUCACAAGAGGUUUCAAAGGAAUCCACUACUUUUUCAAGAUGUUAGUGAACAUGAUCAUGAGAGAUGUAUUUCGUUUCCUCAUAGUAUUUUCGUUCGUUCUUUUGGCAUUUAGUAUUGCACUCCAUACCCUCUUUCAGAUUUCUACAGAUAUCGUAAACACGUACACAGAUCCAUUUGAAACUAUAUUUCUAGCUUUUAACAUGAUGAUCGGUAUGGCGGAAUUAUUCGACGGUACAAUUGAAACAGGCAUGGAAAGUGUUGGACGGACGGCAACUUUCGUAAAGGCCUUUUAUAUUGUGUACAUUUUGUUGUCGACAAUCGUCUUGCUGAAUUUGCUCAUUGCCAUGAUGAACGACUCAUAUUCGGACAUUCUCAGGCACCAACAGGUAUCAUGGCGUGUGGAAUCUGUUCAGAUUGGAAUAGGAAUCGAGAAUCUGUUUCCAUGGUUUCCUUCCAUAUUUGGAAGAGUUACUAUCAAACGAGAACAGUUCGGCAUUAGAAACAAAAAUGGGAACGAGGAAGACGAACGGUGGUAUCUAGUGACAAAUGCAAGGUCAUUGGAUGAAUAUAAACCAGACAGAGCCGAUGAGGAUACAGCCGAGCGAAUGACAAGAGUUUUGGAAGAACGGCUCCAGGAAGUUGACGAUCGAAUAAGAAGUACAGAACAACGAUCCAUCGAGACAACCCAAAAAUUUGAUGAAAUAUUAAGCAUUUUAUCAAAAAUAGAAAAGCGAGAUGGGUCAGUGAAAUAACUUUAUUUUAUGUGAAACGUUCUAACAAAGCUUAGAAAUCAAUUAUGUAUGAGGAGUAGAAGUUAAGAAAAAAAAACAUUGACAAUGAGAUAUGUUCUGACUAUCUGUGAUGAACUGACUGUGAUAACAUUGGUACUUUUGUACAUCUCAAUAUAAUAUUUAACUUUUGGAGAUUUUACUGCGUCAUUGCACACACCAUAUAAGGUAUUUGUAUGUUCAAUUUAUUAUUAUAUUUAUUAAUUGUUAUUAUUAUAAUGAACGUUCAGUAAUUUUCUUUUUGAAAGAUGUUAACACCUUAAAUAUAACAAUGAAAAAUAUAAAAAAAUAAAUAUGAUACACAUGGAAUAAAGCAAGAACAUUCACCUGAUUGCAUUGAUAGCUUAAAAAGGCAUUUGGUUAAAGGUUAAUUUUGGAUGUAUCACUCUUUUGAAACUCCCAGAAAAAGGUAAUGUUUACAAAAGGAAGUUUUUGCUUAAAAUCAAAUUAUUUUUCUACUAGAAAUAUGCCAUGUUUACUAGGUGCAUGUUGUAAAUAAAUAUGCUACUAUUCUUGUUACGUUCAACCAAUGUUGAAACGAGGCUGAUUUUGAGGCCGAUCAGUGUAGUUACUGUGCAUACGUGUUAGUAGUCAGGUAUGUCGUAUUUAACAUCUAUCUUCUUUGAUUUUUAAGGAUAAAGCAAACAGUUUUGCGCCUGGGAGUACAAGUGAUCAUUUUUUUACACCACUGAAUGAACAUUUUAAGAAAACGGUCAUUUACCAUACCAUGAGAUAAUCGCAUUGGUCCCGAUAAAGCGGGAUUCUAAAAUAUACAUUAUAUUUGAAUGUGAAACUUGAGGCGAUCACGACUUAACUGAUUUUUUUACAAGAAAUAUCAACAUAUUGUACUUACUAUGUAUUAUAUUGUUUUCGUCAUUACUAAAUCCGUAUUUGGCUGUAUUCUAACAAAAUCGGAAUAUUCUACUACAACCAGUUUCAUGUUUAAGUACUAUACCGGUAUAUAUCUAUUUAACAAAAACUUCAUAUUUGCACCAAUAGACCUAUAAUUACUGAUAUUAUUCACAUGGUUUAAUCAGUUAUAAAUUAGAAACUCAAAUGUCAGAACAAAAUUUUUCAACAGAUUCGUGAACUUUUGGAUUUUAAAAAGUGUUUGUUUUUUCUUUGUUUGUAAACACUGUACAUCGUUUUAAC
Molecule: messenger RNA, 5176 nt
Organism: Mizuhopecten yessoensis (Yesso scallop)
Lineage: Eukaryota; Metazoa; Mollusca; Bivalvia; Pectinida; Pectinidae
Exons: 3
Coding region: 275-3988 (1237 amino acids)
Biological process (GO): monoatomic ion transport; transmembrane transport
Cellular component (GO): membrane
Molecular function (GO): protein binding; monoatomic ion channel activity
Source: RefSeq, a predicted model, not a curated record